This is a messenger RNA of Leptopilina heterotoma, 2776 nucleotides long. It is a transcript of the gene fand, whose product is annotated as pre-mRNA-splicing factor syf1 homolog. Gene Ontology annotation, cellular component: Prp19 complex; U2-type catalytic step 2 spliceosome; post-mRNA release spliceosomal complex. NCBI's taxonomy places the organism in Eukaryota, Metazoa, Arthropoda, Insecta, Hymenoptera, Figitidae. The record is from RefSeq and is a predicted model, not a curated record. Gene Ontology annotation, molecular function: protein binding. The coding region runs from base 157 to 2733 and encodes 858 amino acids. The transcript is spliced from 15 exons. Gene Ontology annotation, biological process: generation of catalytic spliceosome for first transesterification step; mRNA splicing, via spliceosome.
AAAAACCAUAUGGCCGAAGCAAGUUUUGACACGAUACAAAACGUUAACAAUUGUAUAUUAUUAAUUGCAAAAGAAAGUGCUUUUUUGCGGCGUUUAAUUUAUUAAUUUUUAUUAUGUACAGUGUAUAAGAAAUUUUAAUUUUACAAUUAAAAAACAAUGGCUGAAUCUAGUGAAAAUUCCUUAGCACUUUUACAAAAUGAAGAAGAUUUACCCUACGAAGAGGAAAUAUUACGAAAUCCUUAUUCAGUGAAACAUUGGCAAAGAUAUAUUGAUCAUCUGAAAGCAACAAAGAGUGCCAAUUUGAAUAUUGUUUACGAACGUGCCCUCAAAGAAUUGCCAGGAAGUUAUAAACUGUGGAACAAUUAUCUUCGACUACGAUUGAAAAAAUUGAAGGAUCAAGUCAAAGGAAACAUACAACAUCCACUUUACGAAGAUGUGGCCAAUGCUUUCGAACGUGCAUUAGUUUGGAUGCAUAAAAUGCCUCGGAUAUGGAUAAACUAUUGUAUCUUUAUGACAGAUCAGGGUUUUAUAACGCAAACACGUCAUGUUUUUGACAAAGCUCUCCGGGCAUUGCCAAUCACUCAACAUCAUCGAAUUUGGCCACUUUACCUAAAUUUUGUCAAAAUGCAUAAUAUUCCCGAGACUGCCGUUAGAGUUUUCAGAAGAUAUCUCAAGAUGGCACCAGAGGACACGGAAGAUUACAUAGAGUAUCUGAUAUCAAUAGAUCGUUUAGAUGAAUCUGCAACUCAACUUGCGCAUAUUGUUAAUCAAGAUGACUUUGUUUCAAAGCACGGAAAAUCCAAGCAUCAAUUAUGGUCCGAAUUAUGUGAUUUAAUAUCGAAACACCCGACACAAAUAAAAACACUUAAUGUCGAUGCAAUUAUAAGAGGUGGUCUUCGACGUUAUACUGAUUCAUUGGGUUCGUUGUGGAAUUCCCUAGCCGAUUAUUACAUUCGCAGUGGACUUUUCGAGAGGGCCAGAGAUAUCUACGAGGAAGCUAUACAAACUGUCAAGACUGUAAGAGAUUUUACCCAAGUAUUCGAUGCAUACGCACAAUUUGAAGAAUUGAGUUACAAGAAAGUUUUAGAAGAAAAUGUAACCAGUCCAAAUCUUUCUGAAGAAGAUGAAAUAGAAGAAGAAUUGAGGCUUGCUCGAUAUGAAAAUCUCCUCGAGAGACGUUUAUUAUUACUUAAUUCUGUAAUGUUAAGACAAAAUCCUCACAAUGUUCAAGAAUGGCAUAAACGAGUUACGCUUUACGAAGGAGAACCGCACGAGAUUAUCAAUACGUACACAGAGGCAGUGAGUACAGUCCAGCCAGAAUUAGCCGUUGGAAAAUUGCACACACUAUGGGUGGAAUUUGCCAAGUUUUAUGAGAAUAAUUCCCAAAUACCGGAUGCGAGAGUUGUAUUUGAAAAAGCAACUCUCGUUCAAUAUUUAAAAGUAGACGAUCUCGCUUCAGUUUGGUGUGAAUGGGCAGAAAUGGAAAUUAGACACAAUAAUAUAACAGAGGCCUUAAGACUCAUGCAACGUGCGACUGCAAUGCCAACACGGAAAGUUGCCUAUCACGACGAAAAUGAAUCGGUUCAAAUGAGAUUGUAUAAAUCUUUAAAAGUUUGGUCAAUGUACGCGGAUUUGGAGGAGAGCUUUGGAACAUUUAAAAUGUGUAAAGCGGUUUAUGACAAAAUAAUCGACCUAAAAAUUGCAACACCUCAAAUUAUUAUAAACUAUGGAGUAUUUCUAGAAGAAAACAAUUACUUCGAAGAAGCUUUCAGAGCUUACGAAAAAGGAAUUGCUCUCUUCAAAUGGCCGAAUGUUUACGACAUAUGGAACACCUAUCUGCAAAAGUUUAAAAAACGUUACGAGGGAACAAAAUUGGAACGUAUGCGAGAUUUAUUUGAACAAUGUCUCGAACACUGUCCUCCGAAAUACGCCAAAAAUUUAUAUUUAUUGUACGCAAAAUUGGAGGAGGAUUAUGGUCUCGCAAGACACGCAAUGUCAGUCUAUGAACGUGCCACAGAUGCUGUUUUACCUGAAGAAAAAUUCGAGAUGUUUAACGUCUACAUCCAGAAAGCGGCAAAUAUUUAUGGUGUUCCGCAAACAAGGACAAUUUACGAGAAAGCUAUCGAAGUUCUUACCGAAGAAAAUGCGAGGGAGAUGUGUCUGCGUUUUGCGGAAAUGGAAACUAAAUUAGGAGAAGUCGAUCGUUCGAGAGCAAUUUAUGCAUUUUGCUCGCAAAUGUGCGAUCCUCGGACCACAUCAAACUUUUGGCAAGUUUGGAAAGAAUUCGAGGUUCGCCAUGGAAAUGAGGACACAAUGCGUGAAAUGUUGAGAAUAAAACGUAGCGUUCAAGCUAAAUACAAUACGAACGUGAAUAUGAUGGCUGCACAAAUGCAAAAUAGUGCCACAAGCCAAAUUACUGAACCUAUGGAUGCAAUGCGAUUACUGGACAGCAAAGUAUCUGAAAUGCCUCCUCCACCAGCACCGAAGAAUACGAUUAAAUUUAUACGCGGUGAAACGGAAGGUGGAAAAACAGCAGAACCACAAGUCACUAAUCCUGACGAAAUUGAUAUCGAUAUGGAUAUGGAUAACGAUGACGACGAUAAUGACGACAAUGAUGACGAGGUCGAUGAAAAUGGACAAGAAACUGAAGAUAUUCCAAUAGAAAAACAGAUUAUACCAUCUCAAGUGUUUGGUAGUCUACGAAAAAAAGACGACGAUGAUGAUAGCUCGUGAAUAGCAAGUCUGUAAUAUUUUUUAAUAAAGCGUUUUUUACGUA